Vidua chalybeata is the source of this 5310-nucleotide messenger RNA. It is a transcript of the gene NEURL4, whose product is annotated as neuralized E3 ubiquitin protein ligase 4. The record is from RefSeq and is a predicted model, not a curated record. The annotation marks the transcript as partial. Lineage: Eukaryota; Metazoa; Chordata; Aves; Passeriformes; Viduidae. Gene Ontology annotation, molecular function: ubiquitin protein ligase activity. The transcript is spliced from 25 exons.
GGACGAUCAUGAUGAGCGGCUGCGGGAUCCUGACCAACGGCAAAGGGACGCGCCGGGAGUACUGCGAGUUCAGCCUGGACGAGCUGCAGGAGGGAGAUCACAUCGGGCUGACCCGCAAGGCCAACAACGCCCUGCACUUCUACAUCAACGGCGUGGACCAAGGCGUGGCCACCUCGCUGACGCCGCAGGUGGUGUACGGCGUGGUGGACCUGUACGGGAUGGCCGUCAAGGUGACCAUCGUGCACAACCACAACCACAGCGACCGCCUGCGCCGCAACAACGCCAUCCUGCGCGCCCUGUCCCCCGAGGGGACGGCGGGGACGCCGCGCCGGGCCGCCGGCACGGCCACCGGCGCGGCCACCGCGGCCCCCCCGCGGCUCCUCUUCCACCCCAACUGCGGCCAGAAGGCGGCCGUGGUCAACGAGGGCCGGACGGCGCUGCGGCCGCAUGCCACCGAUGACUUCAACCACGGCGUGGUGCUGAGCGCGCGGCCCCUCGGGGACAACGAGCUCUUCCAGGUGCGGCUGGACAAGAUGGUGGACAAGUGGGCGGGGUCCAUCGAGAUCGGCGUCACCACCCACAACCCCGCCUACCUGCAGCUGCCGUCCACCAUGACCAACCUGCGCUCAGGCACGUGGAUGAUGACCGGGAACGGGGUCAUGCACAACGGCACCACCGUGCUGGACGAGUACGGCCACAACCUGGACCGCCUCAAGGCGGGGGACACGGUGGGGGUGGUGCGCAGGGACGACGGCACCCUGCACUUCUUCGUCAACGGGGUCCCCCAGGGCCCCGCGGCCUGGAACGUCCCCCCCAACGUCUACGCCGUGGUGGACCUGUACGGGCAGGCGGCACAGGCCACCAUCGUGGACGAGGGAGAGGUGCCAGCGCUGGCCGGGGACGGCUCGGAGGGUGACAGCGGCGGUGGCAGCCCCGAGGGCGCGUCCCCGGGCGCGUCCCCGAGCGACCUGCGCUUCCACCGGCUGCACGGCGCCAACGCCGUCAUCACCAACGGCGGCCGCACGGCGCUGCGCCAGAACUGCCGCUCCGAGUUCAACGACGCCAUCGUCAUCUCCAACCGGGCCCUGCGGGACGGGGAGCUGUUCGAGAUCGUCAUCCAGAAGAUGGUGGAUCGAUGGUCGGGGUCCAUCGAGGCCGGUGUCACUGCCAUCCGCCCCGAGGACCUGGAGUUCCCCAACACCAUGACGGACAUCGACUACGACACCUGGAUGCUCAGCGGCACUGCCAUCAUGCAGGACGGGAACACCAUGCGGAACAACUACGGCUGUGACCUGGACGCGCUGGGCACGGGCGCGCGCAUCGGGAUGAUGCGCACGGGGGGAGGGGACCUGCGCUACUUCAUCGAUGGCACCGACCAGGGCGUGGCCUGCUCGGGGCUGCCGCCAGAGGUGUACGCCGUGGUGGACCUCUAUGGUCAGUGUGUCCAGGUGUCGCUGACCGGCGCCUCCGGCCCCGCCGACAACAGCCAGAGCCCGGGGGCGGGGCCCGACAAAGCCCCGCCCCCUUCGCCAGCGCCGGGGCCGUGCCAGCGCUUCCACGGCCGCUGUGGCCAGAACGUGGCGCUGGCGGCCGAGGGCCUGGGCGCGGCGCGCGUGGCCGGCUACUGCCACGGGCUGGUCUUCAGCCGCUCCCACCUGCGGCCAGGAGAGCUCUUCGAGGUGCGCAUCGAGGCGCUGGAUGAGCGGUGGGCAGGGUCUCUGCGGGUGGGGCUGACGGCCCUGCCCCCCCCCGGCCCCCCCGCCCUGCCCCCCUCCCUGCUGGACCUGCCGGCCCCGCCCACCUGGGCCGUGACCGGGGCCGAGGUGCGGCACAACGGCGCCCAGGUGCGGCACAACUACGGCGUCAGCCUGGACAGACUGACGGUGGGGAACCGGCUGGGCGUGCGCCGCGGCGCCGACGACUCGAUGCACCUGGUGGUGGACGGGCAGGACAUGGGGCCUGCGGCCACCGGCGUGGCCAAGAACGCCUUCGUGGCCCUGGACCUGUACGGGCGCAUCACGGCCGUGUCCAUCGUCAGUGCGGGGGGCGGGGCCGGCGGGGGGGGCGGGGACAGCCCCUCCCCCACCCCCAGCCCCUCCCCCAGCCCCUCCCCCAGCGAGCCCCAGCCCCUCCCCCACCCCGGCGGGGACAGCGGAGACUGGGGUCCCCCGCGGUUCCUGGGCUGCCACGGCCGGAACAUCCUGCUGUCCAACGGCGGCCGCACGGCCGCGCGCGUCUCCAGCUACAACCAGGGCCUGGUGCUCGUGGGGCCGCCCCUCCCCCCAGGACGCCUCUUCCAGGUGCAGAUCGACGCCCUGAACCCGCAGUGGAGCUCCUCCCUGGCCCUGGGGGUCACCGGGGCCCCCCCCGGCCGCUCCCCCCUCCCGGCCUGCGCCCACGGCCUCAAACGGCCGGCCUGGAUCCUGCAGCGCCGCGGCGUCUUCCACAACGCCAGGAAGGUCGGGAAACUACCCCAAAAUAUCCCAAAUUAUCCUCAAAUGAUCCCCACCCCGGCCUGGAUCCUGCAGCGCCGCGGCGUCUUCCACAACGCCAGGAAGAUCCGGGAGCUGCCCGGGCCGUCCCUGGAGCAGCUCCCGGCCGGGACGGUUUUGGGGCUCCUGGUGGACGGGGGGGGGCGGCUGCACCUCUUCAUCAACGGCCGCGACCAGGGCGCCGUGGCCGGGGGGGUGCCCAGCCCCUGCCACGUCCUGCUGGACCUCUACGGGCAGUGCCAGCAGGUGACGAUCGUGGCCGAGGGCCCGGCCGGGGGGGGCUCCCCCAGCGGGGACCCCCGAAAUCGGGGGGACGUGGAGAAAGCCGACGUGGUGGACGGGGUGAAGGAGAGCCUGUGCUGGGGCCCCCCCGCGCCCCCCCAGCCCUGCCCCUACCAGGCGCUCUGCGCCCGCUUCAAGGACCUGCUGCUGCUGCCCGACGAGUACUUCGCCCCCGAGCCGCGGCGCAGCCGCUGCUUCUGCCAGGGCUGUGAGCGGGGGGGGGGCGACCCCCGGGACCCCCGCGAGCCCCCCCUGCCCCUGGGCUGGUGCCGCUUCAGCCUCCGGCCGAAGCCGCGGCCCGAGGGGGGCGGGGGGUGGCAGAAGUGGCCCCGGGCCUAUCACGGCACCAGCGCCGGCGCCGUGCGGCGCAGCCUGGACCGCGGCGAGCUCGUGCCAGGCCCGUGGUCGCUGCUCAGCGCCCCCUGCCGGCCGGAUCCGUCAGGCCCCGCCCACUCGCGCUCAGGCUCCGCCCCUCCGGGCUCGGGGCCCCGCCCCCCCGGCCCCGCCCCCCUGGUGCUGUCGCCGGCCUUGGGCUACGCGGCCCUGGAGACGUUCGCCAGCCGGGUCACGUUCCGGGAGCCGGGCUGGCCGCGGCCCCGGGGGGCUCAGGUGGCCUUUGAGGUUUGGGUCCGUCCGGGCUCCUUCCGGGCCGGGCCCCCCUCGCUGAGCCCCCCCCCCGCCCUGGAGCCCCCCCAGGGGCUGGACCCCGCCCAGCUCGAGUGGGUCACCAAGGAGCCGGGGGCCACCGUGCUGGCCGGGCUGCUGGUCCGCGUGGACUGAGCGGCCACGACGGGGGAGCGCCCCCAAAACGGGGGAGUCGUCACCCCAAAAUGGGAGAAAUCGCCCCCAAAAUGGGGGAGUUACCACCCAAAAAUAUGGGGGACUUAUCACCCAAAAACGGGAGAAAUUGCCCUGAAAAUAUGGGGGAGUUAUCACCCAAAACUGGGAGAAAUCACCUCAAAAAUAUGGGGGGAAUCACCUCAAAAAUAUGGGGGAAUCACCUCAAAAAUGGGGGAGUUAUCACCCAAAAAUGGGAGAAAUUGCCCCAAAAUAUGGGAGAAAUAAUCUCAAAAUUAUCAGGGAAAUUGCCUCAAAAAUGGGGGAAUUAUCACCCAAAAAUGGGGGAAUUAUCACCCAAAAAUGGGGGAUAUCGCCCCGAAAAUAAGAGGGGAAUUAUCACCCAAAAAUGGGAGAAAUCACCUCAAAAAUAAAGGGGGAAUUGCCUCAAAAAUGGGGAAAUUAACACCUGAAAAUGGAGAAUAUCGCCCCGAAAAUACAGGGGAGUUAUCACCCAAAAACAGGAGAAUGUGCCCCGAAAAUAUGGGGGGAAUUGCCCCAAAAAUGGGGAAAUUAUCACCCAAAAAUGGGAGAAAUCACCUCAAAAAUAUGGGGGAAUUCUCACCCAAAAAUGGGGGAAGCACCUCAAAAAAUUGGGGGAAAUUGCCCCAAAAAUGGGAGAAUUCACCCUGAAAACGGGGGAAUUAUCACCCAAAAAUGGGAGAAUUUCUGCAAAUAAUUGAGGGUUUUAUCCAAAAAAUGGGGGAAUUCAUAAAAAAAUAAAAAUUGGAAAUUUCUCCAAAAAUGGGGGAAUUCUUUCCCCCCCCCAAAUUGGGAUUUUCUCCCCAAGAAUUUGGGAAUUUCUCCUAAAAAAAAUUAGGAAUUUCUCCUAAAAAAAUUUGGGAAUUCUUCACAGAAAAAUUAGGAAUGGCUUCAAAAAAAUUCGGGGGUUUCUUCCAAAAAAUUUUGGAUUUCUCUCAGAAAUUUGGGAAUUUCUCUCCCCAAAAUUCAGGAAUUUCUCCCCAAAAAAAUGUGGGAAUUCCUCCCAGGAAGGAGAACUCCCCAAAAAAUCCCCAGGGAUGGGGACCCCAAAAUUGGGGGGGGGGGUUUGGAAAAAAGGAGACCCCCCUGAAGUGGAGGAGACCCCCCCAAAAAAAUUUGGACACUCCCCCAAAAAUUGAGGAAAUCCCCCCCAAAAAAAUUUGGGAAAAACCUCCAAAAAUGGGGAAACCCCCAAAAAAUUUUGGGAGCCCCCCCCAGAAUUGGGGACCCCCCCCCAAACCCCCCCGAUUUUGGGGGGUUCACCCCAAUUUGGGGAGGGGGAACCACUCGGGUGGGGGAGGGGCCCCCAAAUAUUUUUGGGGGGGGGUCCUUAACCCCAAAUUUGGGGUCCCUGAUGCGUUUUUGGGGGGUUUCACCCCGAUUUUUGGGGGGGGGAGGGGUCAGAGCACUUCUCCCCUCCCCCACUGCACAGCCCCUCCCCCCCGCCCCUCCCCCCCCUUUAUUUAUUGCCCCAAAUGUGAAUCCGGGGGUGGGGGAGGGGCGGGGGGAGGGGAUUUUUUGGGGGGUUUUGGGGUUUUUUGGGGGGUUUCUGGUCGGGUUUUUUUUUUCUUGUUGUUUUUUUCGUUGUUUUUUGGUUUUUUUUUUGGUUUUUUUUUUUUUAAUGAAUUUUUAUUUAAAGCUGCUGCGAGGGGGGUGGGGGAGGGGAGGGGUCACGCCCCUUCCCCCCCUUUUCCCCUCCCCCCCCCCCCAAAAUAAA